GCACAGGAGCGGUCGCAGUCAUGGAGCCAGAUCCAGGACAACUGUCUGCGAGCUUUGCUGGCCUUUCCUUAAGCAUCGGCCCUGUCUCUGUCGCGUCCGUGGUGGCGAGUACGAUCACUCAAGCCCCUUCCGGAGCAACCACGUCUAUGUCUUCACUACCCGUAUCCUCUACCACCAGUACCCAGCCAUCGAGUACACUUAGCUCAGGCGCUACCACCGUCUUCUCCACGACACCCAGUUCUCAGUCCUCUUCUAGUCAGGGGACAACGUCCUUGUCCUCCGCUUCAGCAUCAACACGGAUGUCGUCCAAUCCAUCUGGAGCGCUUUACGCAGACAAGACAGGCUUCAAAGUCGGCGUUUCCUUCGGUGCCUUGGCCACUCUCGGCUUGCUCGUAGCUCUCGUGUCGUGGUGGCUCCGCAUGCGUCAAAGGACCCGCACUCGAGCCCUGGAGAACUCGGUCGUCUGGCCGUGGGCCAAAGAGACUCCAAGCGACCUACCCAGAAGUCCAGCAGGUCUAGAGACAGGUUUUGGGGCACAUGCAUCGAAUGGCGAUGGGGCUAAUGUCUGGAGUGCUGGUUGUCUCGACCGCCUCGACGCGAUCAGCCCGACCGACGGGCGCCUACCGACACUUCCUCCGGCUGUGCACUCUUUGAACGACACACCGUACCAGACGGUGCAGCUGCAUCACACGAACAGCAGCGUCCCUGAUCUCGCGCCGAACAUGGGAGCGCUUCAAGUGACAAACCUCGUUCCGGGCGACAUCACAUCGGGUUCCGAGAGCAGUCGCGCAAGUUCGGUGUUGAGCAUGGCCUUCGUGGGGCAUACCCCGAUGCCCGAGUGCGGAACCCCUUACGAACCAAUGGCUUUCCUGGGCGCCCAGGAUAACGGACUACCUGUGCCCUGGGCUCCUUUUCACGCACACAAGAAGACGACAGAUUUCUUCCGCUUGAAGUCUUCAGGCAACAUCAGCGAGAAGAGCGUGGGUCCCUUGCCGUAUCCUGGGGACAUCGACCACGGGGUUUCCGCACAGGGAAGUUGGGCGGCGUCGAUCAAGACGAACCUUGUUCACGCGUUCAAUGCAGUCGUCGGAGGGCCCACCCCGAGCAAUACGGCUGCGGAUCAUCUAACUACUUCGCCGCGCAGGAAGAAACGCGACUGGAAGCACGGCGCCGACGUCCUGCAUUACAGCGUUGACACGCUGUCCAGAGGUGCCUCUAUCCGCUCUAGCCACUCAGACGUCAAGGAGUGGCCACCAGAGGAGGUCGAGGGCAACGCGUAUCUCACCCACCAGGACGCACCGACAGGUGGGCUGCCGGAGGCCCAUUCAUGGGCGUCCAUUCCCCUCGAGGAUGAACCGCAGAAGAGUCCCCAGGCGGAGGUGAAGGAAGAAAUUGCAACAACGGCAUAUGACGCGGAGGACAACAGGCUAGACAUUAUAGAGGAGUAUUACGCCGAGCAGGCCUUUGGGAGCCCGUCCCUUCACGUGGAUGCGGAUCCUCCCCGGUUGCCAGAUAUCCCCCAGGUAUCUCACACCCCCUCACUGUCAUCACUCGCGAUCGUAUGCGAAGGGCGUUCGCAGCGCAAGUCGACGAAGUACAGGAAAUCGGGGCCGCGCAAGAAGACCCGCGGGUCGCGCAGGCCGACGUUGGUGACCCGCAAGUCUUCGUCGGCAUGUUCGGUAGGCUCGGACAUGUCUCGACAGUCAAGCGUGUGCUCUGAGCGGUUGACCGAUGGUGAGGCGUUCGCGAAACGGAUGUUGAGGGAGAGAAGGAGGCGGGUGAUGGAAAUGGGGGCCGCGAGGUAGCCUGAGAGGGCUCGCUAGUAUCAAGUUGUACGCUUGAUCGUCGAACAUACAAAUGUCGCAUUUCACUCUAGUAUCUACUCA
Messenger RNA from Fomitopsis serialis, 1886 nucleotides. RefSeq lists its product as uncharacterized. The transcript is spliced from 2 exons. The record is from RefSeq and is a predicted model, not a curated record. Lineage: Eukaryota; Fungi; Basidiomycota; Agaricomycetes; Polyporales; Fomitopsidaceae. Bases 21 to 1805 code for a protein of 594 amino acids.